Molecule: messenger RNA, 1374 nt
Organism: Prunus persica (peach)
Lineage: Eukaryota; Viridiplantae; Streptophyta; Magnoliopsida; Rosales; Rosaceae
Product: zinc finger CCHC domain-containing protein 10
Exons: 3
Coding region: 339-1136 (265 amino acids)
Molecular function (GO): zinc ion binding; nucleic acid binding
Source: RefSeq, a predicted model, not a curated record
CACUCUCCCAUUCUGAAAUCUCGAGUUGUCGACUUGACUUUCUAUUUCUAGCACUUUAGGGUUCCGAAAUCAGAAGAUUUGAUCUCAUGCUCGGUUUCCCCUGUUUAAGUCUCAAACAGUUACAACUUUCCUCUUCUUCUGUGUCACUGUGAGUAUUGAGCCUUGAAAUCAAAUCCUUCAAAGCUUUUGAAUUUGCACUAUUUUUUUUUUUUGGUUCCUGAAAACAAAAGGAAAGAGAAAGGGGAUGUUGUCGGCCUUGUAGAUACAGAGUUUUGUUUUGGUUUAUUUUCUGGUUCGUGGUUUUGCUGCCGUCCAAAUUGAACGUUGUUAUUUAGAACAUGUCAAGUAAGAAAGAAGAAAAAGCUGAGGCUGCUGCUGAAAGGAUCAAGGCUGCAGCCUUGACUGCUGCAAAAGGUCUUAGUCGAGCUCAGGCUGAAAGGGCGGCAGCUGCUGCUGCCCGCAAUGUUAAUGCCUAUGGGCAGAAGGAAGAAGGACCCAGCAGAUGGCAGGAGAAAAGGGAAGCCAAGAGACAGAUGUAUUUGAUGAGUACUGAAAAGGCAGUGAGAUUGGGUGAACGAAAAGACCUCAAGUCAAAUGUAUCUACCAUUGCUGGUGCAGCUUCACAAUGCCAGAAGUGUUAUCAGCCCGGGCAUUGGACAUAUGAAUGCAAGAACGAACGUGUUUACAUUUCGCGACCGUCUAGGACCCAGCAACUCAAAAAUCCUAAACUAAAGAUGAAGGUCUCAGAAUCCUACGAUUUGGAUAAUCCAGAUAAUAUUAACAAGGAAGAGAAGAGUGAAAAGCAGUCAAAGAAAAGCAAGAGGAAGCAUCGGGCAACUUCUGAUUCUGGCAGUGAUAGUGAGGCUUCAGUGUUUGAUACUGAUGAUAGUGGGGCAUCAUCAGUUACAGGAUCUGAUUAUUCUUCAGAGGAGUCUAGUUCAGAUUACAGUUCAUCUUCUGAUUCAGAAGAGGAAAGGAAGAGGCUCAGAAGGAAGAAAAAGAAGCAAAAGAUGGGAAGGCGGCGUAGAAGGUACAGCUCAUCAUCUGAAUCUUCUGAGACAGAGUCAGCUUCUGAAUCCGAUUCUGAUGAUAGGAGGAGCCGGAGGAAGAGCAGGAGACACAGCAGAAAGCGUUAAAUUGAGGUGAUGGAGCAUAAAGGAGAGCGCUUGUGUAUGGUUCAAGAUAUGUUAAGUUUUGAAUUAGUUCAUUGUAGUUUUGGGGCUUCCUAGAUGAAGGAUUAUCCAUGUUGCCAAUGUGGAGUAAAAUAAUCUUGUAGAUGUUUCUUGUGAUUUCUUUCUUUGUAACUCUUGCUUUAUUUGAACUUGCGCUGUACUUGGGGUUCUGUUUUAUAGAUCAAAGUUUUUAUUUGUUAAA